UGCGCAGUGGGGAUUGUGAGCGGCGAGUCGCGGCGAUCGAAGACCCGCGCCUGGCCUGAGCCGAGCCCCGCCGAGUCGCCUCCCCGUGCAGCCGAGCCCGCCCGCGGCUCGACACGCCGAGCCGGGCACGCCGAGACACUGCCCAGCACCACCCAGCAGAGUCCCGCUCCGCUGAAUCCCACCGAGUCGUCUCCUCCACAGGACCGGGCCUUGAGGCCCCCACCCUGUGCUGGGAGCCGGCCCCGCUCGGCUGCGCGCCGCCGCCGCCGCCGCCGCCUCCUCGCCCGGGCCCCGCUGGUCGCGCGCGGCCCCCUCUAGGAUCGCGGCGCACCAUGGACCCGUCGGGCAGCAGCAUGUCGGGCAGCAUGUCGGGCAGCAUGUCGGGCUUCUCUCCCAACCUCGGCUCGCAGCAAGGUGGGAUGACGCCUGGGAUGCCGCUCUUCAGUCCCAUGAUGCCCUACGGGACGGGCCUCACCCCACAGCCCGUGCAGGGCUCCUCCAUGGGCAUGGCGGACGAUCAACAGCAGCCCCAGGCUGGGACAUCGCAGCAAGACAAUGGAGCCUCACAGAUGCAAGUUUACCAGACACAAGGGAGCAGCACCACCACAGCCCUGCCUGGCUGCGCCCCCCUCUACCAGUCUCCCAUGACGCCCAUGACUCCCAUGACACCUAUCACGCCGGCCUCUGAGAGCUCGGGUAUCGUUCCACAGCUACAGAACAUAGUAUCCACAGUCAACUUGUGUUGUAAGCUGGACUUGAAGAAAAUUGCACUUCACGCGAGAAACGCCGAGUACAAUCCCAAGCGCUUUGCCGCGGUGAUCAUGAGGAUCCGUGAACCCAGGACCACGGCGCUCAUCUUUAGCUCCGGCAAGAUGGUGUGCACAGGUGCCAAAAGUGAAGACCAGUCCCGUCUGGCAGCACGCAAGUACGCACGCGUUGUACAGAAGUUGGGCUUCCCCGCCAAGUUCCUUGACUUCAAGAUCCAGAAUAUGGUGGGCAGCUGCGAUGUCAAGUUUCCUAUCCGCUUGGAAGGGCUGGUGCUUACACACCAGCAGUUCAGCAGCUACGAACCGGAGCUCUUUCCUGGACUCAUCUACCGCAUGGUGAAGCCUAGGAUUGUGCUGCUCAUAUUUGUGUCUGGAAAGGUGGUGCUCACAGGUGCCAAGGUACGCGGGGAGAUCUACGAAGCCUUUGAAAACAUCUACCCUAUUCUGAAGGGCUUUCGAAAAACAACGUAACAUAAAUCAACUGGGAUGGAAACAAUAAAACCCAGAAUUCCUCACCAGUGAUCUGUCAAGCACAAGUCAUGGAGGCUUAAGUAUUGCCUACAGAUCGGAUCUGGAUGUACAUUUGUCUAUAACACACUUUUGUACUUUAAUAUGAAGACAAUGUUAGCGAUCAUUUUACAAACGCUACCUACGUCGGGUUUAGCUUUCCGACACUGGUAGCAUUUGGAUGUUUAUUUGCCACUUGUUUCUUUUUAGACUUUUUUUUUACUUGUUUUCAAAUUUAAUUUUACAUUUCUGCCUACGUUCCAAAGAAACAAGUGUGACUGAAUGUUGUGGCAUGAUGUGGAAUCUACUUUGUUCCUCACUCCUCGGACAGUGUAAUAGGCCUGCAAUUACUAAUAAACUCAUUGUAACACAUUCUCUUGCAAUAUAUUACUGUAAAUAAUGCGAAGGCAUACCAGAACAUUGCCUAUACCUAUUACGCACAGGUAGAUUUGAAGCCUGCCUGAUUGCUGUACUGGCUGUGGUGUCUAUAAGGGGCAGUAUUACCAGCAGGUUAUUGACAAGCUAUCUGGACAGAGAUUUAAGUGUUCUCACGUGGGACUCGAGACACACUGACUUUUUCACAAGGUGAGACAUAAAGUCGCUUCUGAAAGCAACCUGUAAUGAGUACAUUGCAGCAUACUUGCAACAGAAGAACAUGCAGAGCUAAGGGAUCGACAGUUCUACAGAGAGUAAUUGAAAUGCUUAACGGAGUUGAACACAACUCUCAAGCAUGCAAAAAAAUCGAAGCAUAUCAAAUGUAAAAACAUAUCACCAUCAUAAAACAAUUGCUCUUGGACAUACCAUAUAAAGUAUCCAGUUUGUCACAUCCAAUUUAGAGGGAAUAAAUGUUGACUGCAAGUAGGGACGUGGGUUGUUUCCAGAAUGCGCUGCGUACUUGAGUGAACAUUCUUCAAAUCUCGUGCUAACUUUUGGUACAUGGAAGUGGGACUUUUGUAUUGAGAUUUACAUCAGGUGAAGUCCAGUAGAGUAAUACCCCGGUUUACGUUGGGGAUGCGUUUCUGAAAGGUGCGACGACAAAUAUCGAAACCACGUUAAUGGAAGCGAUUUACAGGGUGAGCUGUGGAAGCGGAAGGCUGAGAGGCGACGGGUGCUGUCAGAGACGUAAGUGUGGGCUGAGACGGCGCAAAUCGGGCCGUGCUAUUAAUAAAGUGACCGUAUUUGGGAAACGACUUAGAAGGGGGAGACGUACAUCGGAGUAUUUUCUGUAUAAGCACACAAGGUAAACGUACAAGUAGAUCUUGAUUGAUUUGAAAACAUGUCAACCAAUUUAUUUUUCUGUCGGAACAAGGAAAGGUAACGUGGUUUGGAAUUGAAUCGCAUUCAAGAACAGCAGUCGUUAUUUAGAAUCGUACACAUGGUG
This is a messenger RNA of Lethenteron reissneri (Far Eastern brook lamprey), 2655 nucleotides long. RefSeq names its product TATA-box-binding protein-like. Gene Ontology annotation, biological process: DNA-templated transcription initiation. The record is from RefSeq and is a predicted model, not a curated record. NCBI's taxonomy places the organism in Eukaryota, Metazoa, Chordata, Hyperoartia, Petromyzontiformes, Petromyzontidae. Gene Ontology annotation, molecular function: DNA binding.